Chroicocephalus ridibundus (black-headed gull) is the source of this 6098-nucleotide messenger RNA. It is a transcript of the gene MCPH1, whose product is annotated as microcephalin 1. The coding region runs from base 150 to 2429 and encodes 759 amino acids. The transcript has 14 exons. The record is from RefSeq and is a predicted model, not a curated record. Gene Ontology annotation, biological process: mitotic cell cycle. NCBI's taxonomy places the organism in Eukaryota, Metazoa, Chordata, Aves, Charadriiformes, Laridae.
GAACAGAAAAUUACUCAAAAACCUUUGAACAGCAACUUCUUGAUAUUGGAGCAAAAAUUUUUCUCGCAGAAAAAAUGACCACAGCAUAAGGCUUCAGAAUUCUUCAAGUUGAUCAAAAAGUAUCUGGAUAUGGUGGAAGGUACAGGCAGAUGAUACAGGUUUCAAAAACUUUGAACAAGCAUGUGACCCAUGUAGUCUUCAAAGACGGACAUUUGGCUACAUGGAGAAAAGCACAGAAGAUGGGUGUAAAAAUAGUUUCUGUACUCUGGGUGGAGAAGUGUCGAGAAACAGGAGUACAUGUUGAUGAAUCCUUAUUUCCUGCAGUAGACCCUAAUGAAGGAUUACCACUACUGAUCAAAAAACACAAAUGUAUGCAGCCAAAAGACUUCGUUGAAAGAACUCCAGAAAAUGAUAGAAAGAUGCAGAGAAGACUGGACCAGAUGGCUAAAGAAUUAGCUGUACAAAAGACAGCAAUUAAUGCUGAAAAUGAUGUACCAGUUUUACUAUUUGAAGACAAUGGUUUGCUUGGAUACAGCCCUGUUAAUAAGAUAAAAGAUCAAUGCAGUGCAAUGAAAAGAAGAAUAAAGGACAUGAAGGAAAAAAGAGAAAAUCUUUCUCCUACUGCUUCACAAAUGUCUCAAAUACCUCCACGCAGUUCACCAGGAGACUGCCCGCUGUCUACUUGUCUCUUAACUAAUUCAGAAGAUACAUUGUUACCAGGAGAACAAAUGGAAGACUGCUUGAACUCAAGUUAUGAUUAUCUUUGGGGAACUGAUAAAUUAAAGAGACAGAAAACAGAGGUAGUAAAACACACCUGUGAUACUUGGCCUGAUAUUCAUGUAUCCAUGAGUGCAUCAGUGAAUUCUGUCUCACAUAGCUAUGAGCAGAAGAGCUUAACACCAAAACAACAUAGCAGAAGAAGCUUAAGAAGGGAACAAAUUUUGCAGUGCGCUUUGGUUGAUAAAUUGUCCUCAGAAAAGAAAGAUCUAAAAAAGUUUCCAAAGAAAAAUCAGAAGGAUGAAAAUAGCAUGACUACUUCAGUUGCAAAUGAAAGCUCUCUUCUCCAAAUCAAGGGCUUGGGUCAUAGUACUCCUUCCAAAAAAAUAGUCAAGUUAAGUAUCGUUCCUUCUUUGAUUGAUGGUCUCUCUAGUUCACCUAUGAAUAGUGAAGACUUAAAUACAUGUUCAUUGGAUAGAAGCUUCCCUGUUGACAAAAAUGAUUGUGUUCUUGGAGACAAGAAGAGGAAGAAGCUACAGACACUACCUAGUUUGAAACUGGCUACCUCAGAAUUGGGUGCAUCAGGGUCUAAAGAGUUCUUGCAAGCAAUUACUACAUAUAGCAAGUCUUUUUGUGCUGAAGAGGCUUCUUAUGAAGACUUCUUUUCAUCAUCUAAUUUGAAUGAAAAGGAAGUAGAGGUACAAAUACCAAAGGAAUCACCAAAUCCUCCUGAAGUUUCUUGCAAAAAGACUUUUACAAGCAUAGACUCACUUGAUGCGAGUUUCUGUAAGCCACGUAAUUCUUCCAAGAAAAGUAGGAAAAAGUCUAUUUCAGCAAAUGUUAUUCCAGUAAAGACAAACUUCAAACCAGCUGAGCUUCCUGGAAAUGUGCCAUUAAAUUGUAUAUCAGGUGAUAAAAAAGCUGACACUGCAGAAGCUCUAGAUUCUGAUGAUGUGAAUAGGAUGUUUCAGAAUGCUCAUGAGAAAUCCUACAGAACCAAUGUGAAUUACUGUACUCAUACAAAUGGUGAUGAAAAUGAAGUUUCAGAGUGUCAUGUUACUGCUGGCUCUCUCGAAGUUUUUAAUGAACAAAAGAAUAAGCGCAAUGGGGGGUUAAGAAAAAAUAGAAGACUCCAAAAGCCAACAAGGACACUAGUUAUGACGAGUAUGUCUUCUGAGAUGCAAAAUACAGUAAUUCAGGUGGUGAAUAAACUUGGAGACUUUUUGUUCUCAGAUGAUGUAUGUGAAACAACAAGUCAUGUAGUCACAGGGAGUCCUCGCCGUACCUUGAAUGUUAUGCUGGGAAUUGCCCGUGGCUGUUGGAUUGUUUCUUAUGAAUGGGUCCUGUGGUCUUUGGAAUUGGGCCGUUGGAUCUCAGAGGAACCAUAUGAGCUUUCAUCCAGCUUCCCUGCAGCUCCUAUCUGCAGACUUCAGCGUCAACUAUCAACAGGAAAAUACCAGCAGAAUCUCUUUUCCAACCAGCCUGUUAUGUUUGUAUCCCCUACCAGUCAGCCACCCUGCAGAAAGCUGACUGAACUUAUACAGCUGUCAGGAGGGAUAAUAUGUAAAGCUUUACGUCAGGCAAAAAUCUGUAUAGGAAAAAACCCAGGAAAGAAUUACCAGGAAAUAAAAUGUUUAUCAGAGAAAUGGGUAUUAGAUUCAAUCACUCAGCAUACAAUAUGUCCCAUGGAAAACUACAUUUUUCAACUGUGAGCUAACUCAAGAGCUUCCAUAUGGUUGUAAGAAAACAAGCUUACUUUGGAUUCAACAAAAAACUAAGCUGUGAAUAAAAUUUCUAAGAAAGCUCAAGUCGCUUAUUUAUAAACACAGGGAAAUGUUUUCUGCAUUUUUAUUACUUGUGUAAGUGUUCAUCUUGUGAAAUCUUUCGGUUUUUAUAACAAAGUACUUCCCUAAUAAAAGUCAUCUUGCUUUUAUUUAUUUGUUGAAGACCUCUGGACCUGAAAGUUGAAUGCAUCGUUAUUCACUGGGAGGAACUGGAAAGGAUCUUUUCUAAUCUCUGUGCAAAGCUGAUCAUGUUACAGUGCAAUUAAAAGAUGCGCAUGCCGCGUGGGUUAGCGUGCCUGAGCUAGCUCUGGUGGAGGCAGCAGGAGCUGUGCCACCACUGCAGAUGCAGGGAUUCUGUAGGCUCCUCUCUUCCGAGUGCCUCUGCGGACAGCUGAAGGCCCGUCUUGCCGUAUCUUCACGGCCCCUGCUAAUUAAGUUUCUUUGGUAUAUGGAUAAGAUGUCCCAUCAUGUUCAGCUCACACCUGCUGGUGUAAAAUUGCACUUCUAAAUUGAGUUUUCAGAAGCAGUUGAAGCUCAGUAAUUAUGCUCAGAUGCAUAGUUAAGAUAUUACUUUAUUUCAAUACCUUUAAUUGAAUUUCAAACUGUCUACCUUACAUCUAGGCUGAAACCAUAAACAGUUACUGAUCCUGAGUCAAACGAAUUAAGACAACAUGUCAUUCAAGUGCUAAAAUCUGUUGAAAAUAGAACAUAGCAUUAAAUUCUUUAGGUAUGCUUAAAAAUGUAUGUAAAUGUCUUAAAUGUUAAAUUCCUCUUCAAUCUGUGGUUUUGUUUUUAGCAGGUACAAAGUAAGAUCUGUAUGUAAAGCAAGUUGUGCAACAGUUGUUUAUCUAUAAAUGUACAACCUCCUUUAAAUAUUUGCAAGGUCCAUCAAAAUGAUAUAUUAUCGUCAUAGAGCAUAAUAUAUUAUCAAGUAACUUAACUUAAUGGCAGCUCAUAACUCAAACCUUCCAAACCGAAUGCUGCCUUCAGAGUGCUGUCAGUGCAAGGCCAUGGAAACCCCAUACUAAAAAUAACGAUUUCAAGUUAAUAUUAUGGAACAAUCAAGGUACGAUGGUUUAUAAAUGUUGCCAUUCCAUUGCAUUGUUCUAACUUCUUAAGCUUUUUAAGGGAUUUGGAUGUACAAUUUUUGUAAACUUGAGGAUUAUACGGAUUUUUUCUUCAAAACAAGUUCAGCAGUAUCUGGCUGGCAGGCUGGUUAUGGCACAAAUUGCAUUUGUAUAGUUGCUCUGUCGAAUGUGAAACAUACUUCUUAAUGGAAAACCUCCAAGUUAUGAUUAUUUUAUGGAAAAUUAAACUGACUAUUUUCAGCAAUACUGAGCACCUGUAACUCAAAAGGUUAAGAUCUCGUUUUCAAGUAUCUAAGUGCUAUAUAGCUGGUUUGAGUAUGCAAACUAGAAAAUAUAAUUUUUUGAGGUUUUUUCCUUGCUUAGCUUUCUGACAUGUACAUUUUUAUCAGCAUCUCAGCUAGGAAAAGUCUGUUUCAUGCAAAAAUUGGUAUGUUUGAUACAAAAAUUGGUAAUCAGGUCUGUCUACAAAUUGUACCGUUUAUAAUCAAAACUAUUUACCUAUUUACUGCAGAGUGCUGGUAACACGGCAUCACUCUUCACCCUUGACCUUAUGAGCCCCUUUAUUAAGAAACUAGUUGCCAAAUAUUAUAGACCAAAAUAUAAAUACUGAAAUAGGUUGUGACAUGUGAACAUAUGGUUCCCAGUAAAUAACGGAAUAAUUUGUUUGAAUUAUAUUGCUUAACUUUGAAUAUUAUGACCUCCUAGUUUAUUUUGUAGUCAUUUCCUAAGUGUACUACCCAUAAAAAUCUGUCACUAUUAAUUUAUAUAAUAUAACAUUCCAAAUCAGUUUUCUCAUAAAUCUUCUUAAGAUUAAUCUCAGCUAUUUAAAUUGUAAAUUCUUGGAUCAACUUGUUGUCUUUAUUAGUCACAUGUGCAACAGACUUGACAAUGAAAAGUCUAGCGUACUUUUUUCUAAAUAAAAAUGUUACCGAUAAAACAAUCUGUCAAUAUAGAUCAUUUCAUCUUAAAUUAUAUGGUUUGAUAGAAAUCCCUGUCGAUUGGCUGUUCUUGCAAAAUUUGUAGUACACAGGUGAAUAUAGCCAGCAGGAAAAGAAAUGCCUAAUUUUGGUCUCACGUGAUGGGGGACAGGAAUGCUGUCCAUCCAUAUUGACUAUUGCUUUGCUAUACUACAUAGCGAAUACAGGAGAGGUUAGAAUUAAAUCCAAAGACCUGCAUGUUGUACAGGCAGCAAAAAAGAAAUACUAUUUCACGUUUAUAGCCUGAAGUCCUUCACACAAACAGCUUCUGACCUACGUACCCUAGUGUGGGUUCUUCACCACCUCAGAGUAGGAAGGAAGGCAUGUUUCUACCCGAGAUCUCAAUGGGAAAAGACAUUGACCCUGGUCAUCCCCUCAGUAAACCAACACGGGAGGAGGAAUGAUGAAAACUUCUCAAAUUAUUCGUCAGAAGAAAUCAACCAACUGAAAAAACACCUGCACUUGACACCAAGGUCCUAAGGCUGGUGACAUGCAGAAGAAAAGGCACAAAACCCAGCAACGUGAAGCAUCAUUGAUUCGCGGGUAGUUUUGACUGGAUCAGUGCUAAGACCUUUCAACGUACAGUGUUUAAUUGACAUUCUGCUGUAGUACAGCACAGCCGCACACCAUCUCCUCUACAAAAUGGUACCACUCUCACCUUAUCAGGAAUCUACCUUUUUAUUUUUUAAUUUCCUGGGUUUUCUCAGGGUUUUUUUGGUGGAGGAAAGGUUGUCUUAACCUUACCUUUUUCACCCUGCAUGAAUAUUUUUGCCAUUCGUUUGUGAAAACGACCUAGCUCAGCUGCUGUCUCUCCUUCUCAGCGAGCUCCUGCAUCCCCGCUAAAGGCUGUCUCCAGCAAAAUCACAUUGGCAUGAUUAAAGAUCUUUAUAAGUUAGCUUAAUUUGAUUGGGAAACAGUUUAAACUAAAAUAAAUUGAAAUAAAUUGAAAAGCCAAAAAAAGUAUUAUUCCUUCCUGAGAUUCACACUGGCUGAGUUAUAUUUUUAAAAGUAGCUUAAGUCCCAGCACAGGUCCUAUUUUAACUCGUUGCACUUGCAUUGGUGGUAUAGGUGAUACCACUCAGAUGCACGGAGCACUGAUAUCCCUCCCCUCCUUCCCCUUCCAGAGAUAAGAAGAGGUUUUGCCACACUUUGCGUAUUUUACUGGGGACUCACGUUGGCAAAUGCAGAUAUACUGAGGACAAACACAGGCAUGACCUUGAAGAAUGUGGUGCUUGUGUCAGAACGGCAGCAAAAUUGGUGUCCUCUCCAAACGGAAAAUAAAUUAGGAUCUAAAAUAAUUUCUUUAUAGCUAGAGUGACUAAUAAUGUGAGACUGGCUAAGGAUAUGUUUGAAAGCAAAACCGCCAGCAACUCAUAAGGUGGGUGGAUUAUACAUCUCUUUUUUUCCCCUUUCUCUGUUUUUGUAAUCAGUUUUAGAUUGCAACUGCAUUUGGGGUGUGUAUAUCUAGUGAGUAAAACAUCUCUAAAUAUUCGCAGUCAUCCUAGUAUAUGAGCCAUCUGGUACUGACUUAC